This is a messenger RNA of Gasterosteus aculeatus aculeatus (three-spined stickleback), 2988 nucleotides long. RefSeq names its product low density lipoprotein receptor class A domain containing 3 (gene ldlrad3). NCBI's taxonomy places the organism in Eukaryota, Metazoa, Chordata, Actinopteri, Perciformes, Gasterosteidae. Gene Ontology annotation, molecular function: protein binding. Gene Ontology annotation, biological process: receptor-mediated endocytosis. The record is from RefSeq and is a predicted model, not a curated record. Gene Ontology annotation, cellular component: plasma membrane.
UUCCAGCCCGGACUCCCUCCCACUCCCCGAACCGGACGACGUUACGUCCCAACGCGAACCCACCACCACGUCGAAUGGACUCCUAGCUCUUACCGGAAGGAGAAGAAGAAGAAGAAGAAGAAGAAGAAGAAGAAGAAGAAGCAGCAGCAGCGGCUGAACUUGUCUCUUAUCCGUGUCGGAUAAGUUUGUUUUUUCUUCUUCUUCUUCGACCCCCCCCCCCCCCCCGAGUUACGGCCCCGCGGCGGGGCAGGACAGCCGGGGCAGACCGGGGGAGGAGGAGGAGGAGGAGCGGGCGAAGGGGGCGAAAGGAGACCGUAGGAUGUGGAUCUGGUACCUUCUGCUUGGUUCGGGGUCCGGCUCGAGAACAGUUGAGAGCCAGCUUCUCCCGGGGAACAACUUCACCACGGAGUGCAACAUCCCGGGAAACUUCAUGUGCGGCGACGGGAAGUGUGUCCCGGGUGGGUGGCAGUGUGAUGGAUUCCCCGACUGCUUUGACAUGAGCGACGAGAAAGGCUGCCCUAAGGUCAAGUCAAAGUGUGCUCCGACCUUCUUUGCCUGCGCCAACGGCGUCCAUUGCAUCAUCGGACGCUUCCGCUGUAACGGCUUCAGCGACUGUCCUGACGGAAGUGACGAGGAGAACUGCACCGGCAACCCGUUGGUGUGCUCGGAGGCUCGCUUCAAGUGUCGAAAUGGCCACUGUGUAGACCGCAGCUUCCUGUGUAACGGCCAGGACAACUGCCAGGACAACAGCGACGAAGAGCGCUGCCUGACUACGGCAGAAGCCCCGGGGCAGGACUUUGUGACACUGGACUAUCGCAUGCGCUACCACCCGAGCAUCACCUACGCCGUCAUCGGCAGUGCCGUUAUCUUCGUCCUGGUGGUGGCGUUGCUGGCGCUGGUGCUCCAUCACCAGAGGAAGCGGAGCGUCCUGCUGCCCAGAGGUGUAAGAGGAAGCACGCACCACCACCACCACCACCACCAGCCCCUGCUGCUCUCCCGUCUGGUCAUUUUGGACCGGGGCCACGGCCACGCCGGCGGUCCCGGUCUCUCCCCCGGGUCGCCCAGCGGGGGGGUCCAGUACAACUCAACUCCUCAAACACUGCAGCUGCUCUCUGGGAGCCUUUAUCCCUCCGGACUCUCCGUGGACUCCCCUCCGUCAUACGCACAAGCUGUUCUGGAUGUCAGUCGGCCUCCCUGGUUUGAUCUCCCUCCUCCUCCAUACCUCUCCGACGCGGAGCUUCCAUCAGAGGGCGAGCUCCCUCAAUAUGAGGGCCCACAAGACCCUUUGAGCUACACCAGAGCGCAACCCGCAGCCCCCUCCACACCCAGAACUGAAGCCUCGGCCCCGGAGCAGAGCUCCAGCUGCAGGGACGAGUCGGACCAGCUGUAGCGUCGCUCUGUCAGAAAGAGACUGAAGGACUGAAGGACCAGGCUACAGGGCCACGAGGCCACGAGGCCAGGACAGCCCGCAGAAAAGACCUGACAAAGCCACCAGGACUAAGAAAACUAUCUCUGAUAGUGUCCUUCGCUGCUCCAGCUCAUCGUGCUGGACUGAUCUUCUGCGUUGGCUCCCCCUUGUGGGGGCUCGGCUGCACUGCAUCAACAUUAGUUCGACAUUGAGUCGAUGCUUCCUAUUUGACAUCUAUGGUGUUUUCCAUCGUGGGAUGUUGGUUGCGUUCAUAAUUAGGUCUAAAAAUGAUGUACUGUUGAGAAAUACGGGCUAUAUUUGAUGAUUUUCAAUCAUUUAGCGACAUGUUGAAGCCUUGUUCUUAUAAAAGUUGAUUCCAUGGUCAGAGUAAAUCUAAAGCAAUCGAAUGCAGUAGUGUGUUUUGAUUUCUCAUUUCUCAACAGUUAGAAUCUUUUUUUUUCCAGUGUUGAUGUGAACAGCGACCCGAUAAUAUUGCUACAGUGGACUUGUAGUAAACAAAUAGUUACUUAGUUUUUUCAAAGUUAUUUUGAAAGAUAUAAGAAAUAUUUCUAGAUGAGAAGUGGAAGUCUUUUUUAUAAAAAAAACUACAAAUUCAGCAAUUCUGUACGCCAUUAAUGUUGAAAUAAUGUAGAAAUUAUGUGUAUAUGUAUGUGUAUAUAUACAUAGAUAUCUGUAUAUAUAUAGUAAGUUACAUCAUUCCUCUGAGCAGAGAUUCACGUGUCUUUUUCAGCACUAGCUAGCUAUUCCAUUUCAGUUUGAAGACCAAUUAUGUUUUUAUGGAGACACAAAAACAAAUGUAAAAACUAUUUUGUUGAUUGGUUUAUUGUGAGCCAUUUUGGCCCCAUCGUCACUUUGUAUGGGAUUUCUUUUGGGGCACAGAUUUCGAACAUUUAAAGACAGUAGCAUGGUAAGCUCACAUGACAACAUUCAUUUUAAGAAUAUCGUCUCUUUAAUAAGGUGAAUUUUGCUCUUUUUUUUAUGUCAAUGAGUCAUUUUGGUAAAUCAUCUUGUCUGAUGACGGUAUUAGACAAUGACCAUCAAAGCAUAUCUGAAGGAUCUGUGUUUAUAAAUCUGAUGUCAUCUUCAAACCUUUUUGAGUGUUCAACACUGUAAACAGGAGGUGAGAGAAGUAUAAAAAUCUAUUUAAAAGUCUUUACAGUGAGACACGUGUAAUGUCCCCUUGUUUCGGAUCUUUCUGUUCCUUCAGAGCCAGAUGUAAAUAAUAAACCAAAAGCUAAUCAUCAUUAUUAACAUUCACAUGGUACCCUCCAAAGGAACCAUCAUGCGUCCCACCAACUGCCUGUAUCUUUAUUAAAUUAAAAUGCAUGUCAUCUGAUGUAGUACUGGAAGCAUUUCUCAGGACAACGUUUAUUUUGUUCCGUUUUUCAUAUAAAGAUAUUGUCUUGUUUUGUCUAGUUUUGUUUUAGAGGACGUUGAAGAAAAAAUCCUUCUUUCUGAAUUUAUAUCAUGCGGUCGGCUUUUUUCACAUUUGUUCACCCAUCAUGAUCUUUUCAUCCCUGAUUUUCUGUAUAUUGAAGUAAUAUAAAAUGCUGAUUUGU